Messenger RNA from Naumovozyma castellii, 228 nucleotides. It is a transcript of the gene LSM7, whose product is annotated as Sm-like protein LSM7. The transcript has a single exon. The record is from RefSeq and is a predicted model, not a curated record. NCBI's taxonomy places the organism in Eukaryota, Fungi, Ascomycota, Saccharomycetes, Saccharomycetales, Saccharomycetaceae. Bases 1 to 228 code for a protein of 75 amino acids.
AUGGGCGGGAAAUUGGUUUCGGGUACACUAAAGGGUUAUGACCAAUUGAUGAAUUUAGUCCUUGAUGAUACGAUUGAGUAUUUGAAAGAUGCAGAUGCUGAUAUUGCAACAUCAACUGUCAAGGAUAAGACGAGAGAAUUAGGAUUUACAGUUAUUAGAGGUCCAAUGUUGAUCUCUUUGAGUCCAUUAGAUGGCUCCGAAGUCAUCUAUAUUCAAAAUUCAGAGUAA